Solenopsis invicta (red fire ant) is the source of this 4552-nucleotide messenger RNA. It is a transcript of the gene Ube3a, whose product is annotated as ubiquitin-protein ligase E3A. NCBI's taxonomy places the organism in Eukaryota, Metazoa, Arthropoda, Insecta, Hymenoptera, Formicidae. The record is from RefSeq and is a predicted model, not a curated record. Gene Ontology annotation, molecular function: ubiquitin protein ligase activity. The transcript is spliced from 12 exons. The coding region runs from base 763 to 3285 and encodes 840 amino acids. Gene Ontology annotation, biological process: protein polyubiquitination.
GUUGCGUCCUUAGCGUCGCCCGUAAAAAGAGAGAAAAGGGAAAAAUGAAUAAAGCAGAGACAUGCUCUCUCUUUCUCUCGCGGGGAAUAGCGUAUUGUGUCGCGCGCAUUGACAGCGAACUGCUCCGGGAGCCCGAGAGGCGGACGCUCACGGUUUUUCGAUAAUUUCACCGCGUGUUUAAACGCGUGUUUAAGGAUUGACACGAUCUCGGUAGAUCGCGACGUCCCGUGAGAAAUUGUGCGCGGAGGUUGUCGCUCUUUCCGUCUCUCUCUUGGCGCGACCUCUCUCUCUCUCUCUCUCUUUCUCCGUCGCUCUCCUCCCUCUUCGCGCCUCUGUUUCGCUCAUUUCUGACUUCGUACGAGAUUUCUUUACAACGACGUAGUACUUUACCUUCAUCAUGUGAGAUCGCGAAAUCAUGAGGCUGUCUAUUAUUAGCGCUUUUGUUUUGGUGCAACGACAUCGAUUUGUCUUGGGGGGGCUGUACAAUUCUCGAGGUGACUCGACGAGUCCUUCUAUCGUUUAUGUUCGCAUUAAUCAAAAAUAUCCGAGCGAUCUUUGUUCUUCAGCCGCUUUUUCCUCGCUCGAUUAGCCAAUCGCAAACAGUAUCCUAUUAUGAAAUUUGAUGAGUAGUUACUUUUGUACAGAUAGACGAUUGAUAAAACGAUUUGUGCAGAUAGACGAUUGUACAAAUAAAAACGAUUGACCGUUCCUCGCAGAGCUAUUAAACGUCUUCGGGUAGGAGCAGAGAGUCCUUGCAGCGACAUGAAGCGCGCAGCUGCAAAGAAGCUCAUCGAACGUUACUUUUAUCAACUCACGGACGGAUGUGGAAAUCCUCAUUGUGACAAUCAGCAUUGUGCCUCCAGUGGCAAAGUAACUAAUCUUACUCCAAAUCAAGCGGCAGCUCAAGCGAUACAGUUGUUCUCGCAAGAAGCAAGACUCUGCGAUGGAACGCAACCCAGUAAAGUUGCUCGGACUACUAUAGAGCCUGGACAAACGUCAUUAGCAAAAACUCUACCUGUAAAAAGCAUUAAUUCUACGAGUUCUGAUGAAGGAAAACAAGAGUCAUAUCUUACGGAAGCUAAGCUUCUGGAUAUUAUAGAAAAAUGUAAAGCAGAGAAUUCAUAUUCUUUAUUAAUUCAUACUCUGGGGGAAGUAUUUUCUUCUGGAAAAGCAUUAAGUCUCAGUUUUCAAAAGACUGAGAAAAGCAGUUCUCCUUUGACGGCACUUCUCGAACGAGCACCAGACACUCUGUUAAGGCCACCCGCAGAUUUGAAUAAAGAAGCGGUACGAUCUCUUCAGGGGGAAGAUAAAGAAGAGGAUAGUAGUGAUCCGUCACCUACAGUUCCUAACAAUGAUGAUACCAGUGUCGAUUUACCAUCGGUCCGCAGAGCUUUUGAAGCACUUUGGUCUCUGCCAGGCGAUGUGUUUGAGUCAGCUUUGGUCAAUGCACUAGUCUCUUUGGCAGAUGAUAUAGAAUUAGAUCUGAGAGUAUUUCGUAUGGUACGAUGGGACAGUAUGGAUAGUUUGUUAAAUGUAUUUCUCAUUGCCUUUGAAAUUCCGAUGCUUGGAAAUAGUGAAUAUUUGGAAUUAGCCCUCAUUAUGCUGUGCAAAGCGUUGAGCUGUGUACCAGUACUGGCACAAGCCAAGUUAGCACGCGUAUGGGCCAAACAUUGUAAAUCGCGGCUUCCAAGUCUUCUGCAAGCGUUACAAGAACUCAUAACUAUCAAGGUACUCGGAGGAAUUUUCACACGUGAUUAUUGCGUCCAAGAUGCAGACACUAUUACCGCACCUACAAAAGUUAUGAAAAUUUUAUAUUAUGCGAGUAUGUUGGCUGGUGAAUUAGAUCCGCCUGAGUUAAUAUUGGGCGACGAGGGUGAGUCAACCGGUAGUGAUAAAACUUCACGAUCAUCGAUAUCAGGACAAAUUCCUCAGGAUCUGUUGGCGACGGAAUUAGGAAUUACUGCGUUGGACGCACGUAAACCUUUCAUACCAUUUACUGAUUUUUACAAUGAGCCACUUAGCGAUGCCAUAGAAAUGGAUAAAGAUUUUGCUUAUUACAAAAGCGAAGAGCCAAUGAAAUUUAGCUUCAUGAAUUAUGCUUUCAUUCUUACGCCGGCCACCAAAACUUUGGGCUUAUAUUAUGAUAAUCGUAUUAGAAUGUAUAGUGAACGACGUAUGAGCUUUUUGCAAACUGUUGUCGGGCAACCUACUAAUCCAUAUCUCAGAUUAAAGGUGCGAAGAGACCAUUUGAUAGAUGACGCAUUGGUGGAAUUGGAAAUGGUUGCAAUGGAAAAUCCAUCUGAUUUAAAAAAGCAAUUGGUUGUCGAAUUCGAGGGAGAGCAAGGUGUCGACGAAGGCGGUGUGUCUAAAGAAUUCUUUCAACUAGUUGUUGAGGAAAUUUUUAAUCCUGACUUUGGCAUGUUCACUACUCAGGAAGAUACGCAAAUGACGUGGUUUAACCCGACAUCAUUUGAAAGUGACGCACAGUUCACAUUAAUAGGCAUUGUUAUCGGUCUAGCAAUUUAUAACAAUGUAAUUCUGGAUGUCCGCUUUCCAAUGGUGGUUUACAGAAAAUUACUAGGUAGAAAAGGCGGUUUCCCGGAUUUGGAGGAUUGGAGUCCGACAUUAUAUCGAACAAUGAAAGAAUUAAUGGAGUACACUGGAGAUGACAUGCCAGAAACAUUUAUGCAAACUUUUCGAGUGGGUUACAGAGAUGUAUUUGGAUCAUUAUCGUUCCACGAGCUCAAGGAGAAUGGUGAUGAACUGUAUGUUACACAGGAAAACAAAAAAGAAUUUGCCGACCUCUAUGCAGAUUUCUUGCUUAACAAAUCCGUGGAAAGACAAUUCAAUGCCUUCAGACGUGGCUUCCAAAUGGUUACGGAUGAAAGCCCGCUCGCGUUACUCUUCAGACCUGAAGAGAUUGAGCAGCUCGUGUGCGGAAGCAAAAUAUUUGACUUUGCCGAGCUAGAAGCAGCUACGGAGUACGAAGGCGGCUAUACGGUAGACAGCGAAGCGGUACGUAACUUCUGGCGUGUAGCACAUUCCUUGCCACCGGAGAGUCAACGAAGGCUUCUUCAAUUCACCACGGGUAGCGAUCGAGUACCCGUCGGCGGUCUUUCGAGACUCAAAAUGGUCAUUGCCCGACAUGGUCCCGAUUCUGACAGAUUGCCAAUAGCUCACACAUGCUUCAAUGUGUUACUAUUGCCGGAUUACAGUACAAUAGAGAAGUUGCAAGAUCGCUUAUUAAAAGCAAUUAAUUAUUCGAAAGGUUUUGGCAUGUUAUGAGCAUGCUCCAUCGCUCCUGUUUCUUCCACCGUCUUUCGAACGAUAUUCGAAGUACAUGAUAAGACUCGAUUACUUUUGUCAUUUUAUUCGUAGCUACAUUAUUCAGAUGUAUUUAUCAUAGUAAUCCAAAACCGUGCCAGUGCGCUUAAACAUGGAAACGUUGCUUGUGCAAUAUGAAAAUCAUCAAAAGGCUCCUAACGUUCUAAAAAUUCCAACGAAUCAAAGAUCGAAUCCUUUGUACAAAAAAACAAUGUUCUUAAAAAAAUGCUUUGAAACUUGCAUCAGUGCAAGAGUCGCUUGUACUAUACUGUGUACUUUUUCUACUAAAAUAUAGGUAACGAAGACCGAUUUCGUUAGCCAUUCCGAAACGAUUGAGGGAAGAAGUGCAAGAGACAUUUUUUGAAACGCACGACUACAAUGAGUGUAAAAACCGAACGCGGAACUGCAUUAUAAAAAUAAAUAUGUAACGUUAGCAGAACAUAGUCGACAUAAACAGGAUGCGUUUCGGGAACUCAAUGGUUGCAAUCAUUAUGUGAUUUUACGUCAAGAUAUUUUAUUUAUUAUUGCUUAAUUCAUUACGACAACAAAGUGAAUUGUAAUGAUAAUUGAUAUAUAAUGAUAAUUUAAACUUUUAUUAUUGAAGGGAUUUAUUAGUAUAAGUUAUUGCAACUUUUAAUUCAGUUUAUAUGUUUACAAUAUAGAUGAAAUUUUAAUUUUAAACAAAGUGAAAUUUUAUUUAUAAAAUACUUAAUGUAUUUGUAGAAAUGUGAUUUAUAUAAUUAUGUUAUGUAUAACGUAACAUUUAACUUGGAUAAUAGUUUAAUGAGUAAAAGUGAUAAUUGGUACAAAACGAUGUUCGCUUUUUUUAUUGAUUUGCAGAUUUUUAAUAUAAAUAUGAUGAUAAAAAAAAAUAAGAGAGGCUUUCAUUGUACGAAGUUGUUUUUAGAUGUGCCGUUUAGCUUCCUAAACGCAUCUGAUGCAGCAAAGCCGAAAACAACCCUUAAUAUGAAACACAUUGAGCUAAUGUCACUCUGAGCAGACUUUUUUUUUGUUAAGUAAGGCGUGGGAUAGUGGCGCUUUUGUAUGUAUUUUUCUUUCAAUUUCUAAUAUUUUUCUCAUAUAUCUCGCGUCACAAUGAUGAUCAAGUAGUAUCGAAUAGAAAUUCGAUUUGUAUAAACGUUUAUAAUAGGCAGCUCUUUAACGGCUGCCAGACAUUGUCAGUCGUUUUAUUGUUAUUCACGUGACAAUAAAGCUCUCAGAAAAAAUA